AUGACAUCAAUUACAGCUUCAUCUAAAGUUCUCAUUGGCCAUCCAACAUUUAGUCGAUCAAUUGAAUCUCAUGGUAGUGCUCAUUCAGCUGAUACAAAUUAUAAUGGAUGGCGUGGUGAAGGAACAAUUGGUAAUGAAGAUAUUGGUACUCAAACAGAUUACAGUGGUGGUGGAAGUACAACAAGUGGUGGACGAGCAUUACUCGGUGAUCUAAAACGAAGAAAAGAAGAUGCAAUUGUAGAUAUUAGUCUGGAAUCAAUGAAGUAUAAUGGAGCUAUCCCAUUUCGUCAAUUACAACGACCCGAUCGUUUACCACGACAAAGUUCGCGUCAAAGCGAAUGUGACGGUUCGUUGCUUGGUGAUUUCAUGUCGAAUACAUCUCAGCCAGGAUUAUCAACAACUUAUACUUCAAAUGUCGAUAAAAAACUACUUAUGUCAUCAUCGGCAAGUGCCGCUAAUUCAAAUGAUUUAACAUCGAUUGCUGUUAGUGUUCCUAGUCAAUCAACAAAUCAUCAUAGAAAUAAUAAUAAUGUUGAUGAUAUAUCUCGUCAGACACUUAUACAAAGUCGUUCAGGUGAAUCAAAACGUGUCGAACGAACAUCACGUAAAGAAUGUUAUCGUUUGGGAAGACGAAAAUUACUUUUUGAAAAACGUCGUAAAGCAUCUGAUUAUGCUCUAUUCUUUGCCAUGAUUGGUCUUUUAUUAAUGGUGCUUGAACAAGAAUUAACAAUGGCUAAAGUUUAUGACAAGAACAACUGGUGCUCAUGGCUUCUCAAAUCAUUCAUAACUUUAUCCACAUUAAUUUUACUUACUAUGAUUAUUUUCUAUCAUGCACUUGAAGUUAAAUUAUUUAUGAUUGACAAUUGUUUGGAUGAUUGGAGAAUUGCAAUGACAUGGCAACGUGUUUUACAAAUUGGGGCUGAAGUAUCAAUUUGUGCAAUUCAUCCAAUACCUGGUUCAAUAACAUUUGACUGGACAACACAUAUGUCAAAUAAAGCUGAUUAUCAUUCACAAAUAAAAACAGCACGUGUUUAUAUUGAUAUAUUACUUUCAUUACCCAUGUUCUUUCGACUUUAUUUAAUAUGUCGUGUUAUGCUUUUGCAUAGCAAGUUAUUUACAGAUGCUUCAUCAAGAAGUAUUGGAGCUUUUAAUCGAAUUAAAUUUAAUACAAGAUUUGUAUUAAAAACAUUAAUGACUAUUUGUCCUGGAACAGUUCUACUUGUUUUUAUUCUUUCACUUUUUAUUAUUGCUAGUUGGACAUUAAGAGCAUGUGAAAGUAAUCAUGAUCCAAAACAUCAUGGAAAUCUUCUUAAUUCAAUGUGGUUAAUUGCUGUAACAUUUCUAGCUAUCGGCUAUGGAGAUAUUGUACCGAACACGUAUUGUGGUCGAGCUAUUUGUGUUGUAUCCGGUUUAAUGGGUGUAUCUUGUACAGCAACAAUGGUUGCUGUACUUGCACGUAAACUUGAAUUAACACGUGCAGAAAAACAUGUCCAUAAUUUUAUGAUGGAUACACAAUUAACAAAAAGAUUAAAAAAUGCUGCAGCUAAUGUUUUACGUGAAACAUGGCUGAUUUACAAAUAUACAAAACUUGUGAAGUUUGUUAAUACGUCAAAAGUACGGACACAUCAAAGAAAAUUUCUUCAAGCAAUUCAUAGUCUUCGAAAAGUCAAAUUAGAUCAAAGAAAAUUAACAGAUAAUGUUAAUGCCGUAUCGGAUAUUGCUCGACUUCAAUCGUCAGUGUAUGAUAUUGUUUCUCAAAUGUUGUCUAAUCAAACAGUUCUUGAAACGAAAUUUCAUGAUUUAGAUACAAGAGUAAUGGCUUUACAGUCUCAAAUUGAAAAUUUACCUAAUUUAAUGGCAACAACUAUUAAUGAACAAAAUAAUCGUUUAUGGGAACGUCUAGAAUCUCAUGUUCAAACACAAUUAAAUUCAAUGCGACAGCCAUUACCUCUCAUAUCUGUGACUUGUCCUCAACGACAAAAUACCGUGUGA
Rotaria sordida is the source of this 1992-nucleotide messenger RNA. Lineage: Eukaryota; Metazoa; Rotifera; Eurotatoria; Philodinida; Philodinidae. The record is from the annotation of a GenBank genome assembly.